AUGGCGGCGCUUGGGCAGGUGGGCAGCCGCAUUGCCCAGCCGGAGGAGCAGGCCGGCUCCGUAGAGUCGUCUGUCACCCCCGGGACGCCAAUUCCUACCGUGUGCCCCGUGUCCCUCGAGCGGCCCGCCUCGCCAGGAAAGGCCGCAGAACCGCGGGACAAGACCCUGUGGGAGCAGAUCUGCGAGGAGUAUGAAGCUGAGCUGCCUCCCUUUCCAGAGGGAUAUAAAAUCAAGCCGGAAGCUGUGAUUACGCACCAGCUUUCACCAAUGGAAGAAACAGUUUUCCGUGGCUUCAAUACAGAGCACCUUUAUUCAGUUUCUCAUUUGGGCACAGAUUCAUAUGUACCCUGCCCUCAAGUUAAAUUGGAAAAAGUUAAUCCAAAAACAUGUCCCCCCAAAGAAUAUUUGGAAACGUUCAUCUUUCCAAUUCUGCUUCCUGGUAUAGCUAGCCUGCUUCACCAGGCAAAGAAAGAAAAAUGUUUUGAGAGGAAAAGAACCAAAUUCAUUGCCUGUGAUUUUCUGACCGAGUGGUUAUACAAUCAGAACCCCAAGAGGGCAGGGGAGCCAUCUACGGAAUUCUGCUCCAUCCCGUUCGUGGAGCAGUGGCUGACGCAACACCCCCGGCCGCCAAUCCCACUGUCCCUCCUGCUGACCGAAGAGGAAGCAGCGCUGUGCAUCCAGGCCUUCUGGAGAGCCUACCUGGUUCGCUGUGAUCCUGAGAUUCAAGAAUUGCGCCAGUGGCAGAAGAAACUGCGUGAGAGCAAGCACAUUCGCGAGCGGGUCAAAAUUUUCUGGGCCAAACAAGAACAGAAAG
Messenger RNA from Miniopterus natalensis, 814 nucleotides. Lineage: Eukaryota; Metazoa; Chordata; Mammalia; Chiroptera; Miniopteridae. The record is from RefSeq and is a predicted model, not a curated record.